Fundulus heteroclitus (mummichog) is the source of this 1250-nucleotide messenger RNA. Its product is annotated as aldo/keto reductase. The transcript is spliced from 10 exons. The record is from RefSeq and is a predicted model, not a curated record. NCBI's taxonomy places the organism in Eukaryota, Metazoa, Chordata, Actinopteri, Cyprinodontiformes, Fundulidae. Bases 141 to 1115 code for a protein of 324 amino acids. Gene Ontology annotation, molecular function: aldose reductase (NADPH) activity. Gene Ontology annotation, cellular component: cytosol.
AAUACAGAGUGGGCACACACUGAGUCAGAGGUGAAAGAAAUGAAGUAACAUCAGCAGAGAAGAGGAAGGCCGUUGACGCAGCAGAAAGGAAAAGAGGAAGAGGAAAGCAGCUGCAGGACGGUUGGUGCUGCACAGGCUGAAUGCUCUCCAUGGAGGACACUCAGGAGGUCCGGCACGUCAGGCUGAAUGACGGCUCACGUAUGCCGCUGCUGGGUCUGGGAACAUGGAAGCCCGUCCAGCAGACGUCCAUCCAGGGCGCGGUGGAGGCCGCCAUCGCUGCCGGCUACCGCCACAUCGACACCGCCUACUGCUACAGAAACGAGGUGGAGAUCGGCAGAGCUCUGAGGUCCAAGAUGCAGCAGGGCAUCAUCCGGCGGGAGGACAUGUUCAUCGUCAGUAAGCUGUGGUGCACCUGUUUUGCCCCGGAGGACAUCCCAGUCUGUCUGAAUAAGUCCCUCCAGGACCUGCAGCUGGAUUACCUGGACCUCUACCUGAUCCACUUUCCUGUUGGCUUAAAGAAAAUGGGAGAUGAGCUUUUUCCAAAGAAGGAUGGGAAGAUUCUGACGUCGGACAUCGAUUAUGUUGAUGUGUGGAGGGGCAUGGAGGCUCUGCAGGCCACAGGGAAGGUGAAGAGCAUCGGCGUGUCCAACUUCAGCGUCCUCCAGCUGGAGAGACUUCUGGCUCUCUGCAGAGUUCCUCCUGCUGUCAACCAGGUGGAGCUCCAUCCCUACCUGGUUCAGACGGAUCUCAUCGAGUUCUGCAGGUCCAAAAACAUCACGCUGACGGCCUUCAGCCCCCUGGGUUCCCCUGGAAGACCCUCAGACAUGAAAAGAGGUGAGGUGGACCCCCACACGCUGAUGGAAGACCCUGUUGUGGUAGAAAUAGCCGGGAGGUACCGGCGCAGCCCGGCACAGGUGUUGCUGCGGUACCACGUGCAGCAGGGCAUCCCCGUCAUCCCUAAAAGCGACAAGCCUCAUCACAUCCUGGAAAACGCCAAGGUGUUUGACUUCAGCCUCGCUGAGGACGACCUGGACGCGCUGAGAGGUCUGGACCGGGCCUGGAGGGCCUGCGCUCUGGACGAAAUCAAGUCCCACCCGUACUACCCGUUUGAGUGACGGCGCCGACUGGACCGGGCCAUACUGGACCGGGCCAUGCUGGACCCGACAAACACGAGUAAAGAUCCAGAAGCUUUUAUUACAGUGUACAGAACCGGGCCCAUAAACUCGCCCCGGUGUGUAACAUUCAGUCCA